UCCGGGUACCCUGAGCUCCUGACCAAUCUGGACAGACUUUCACAGACUCUUGGAACCCUAGCCUCCAGUCUCUGAUAGACCACCAAUCGUAGAAGGCCGUUCCUCUGUAGAUCUCGUUUAAUCCUGGAGCGGAGAUGACCUCUUCAGUUAUUUUUCCCAAGGCCAUACUGAAGAGCACCACUAAGAUGUCUCUGAAUGAGCGCUUCACGGAGAUGCUGACCACUAAGCAACCUGUGCUGGUGACGGUCCAGACAACCGCGGAAUCGCAGCGGGAGCAGGAGCACGACCCCGAGGUUGGGCAGGAGCAGGAGCAGCGGGACCAAGUGCCGCAGAAUGCCGGAUCCACUUCCCAGUCCUUCCUGGCCCCGGUCACAAGGAAUCGAAAACUGGCCCAACUGAUGGAGAACAGGCCCUCCGUCCAGGAAGCCUUGACUCUCAAGGUAGACUCCUUGACUCUCAAAGCCGACACCUUGACUCUUAAGGCCAACACCGUGAAGCAACGACUGGGUAAGAGCAACAUUCAUGCACGGUUGGGUUGGCCCAUUGGCUCGCUGGCCAAAAGAGCAAUCGGGGGGUGGGAAGGCUCAUCCUGUGAGGCCCGAGAGCAAAAACGGGUAAGAGGGGACUCCAGACCCCCGAUGCUCAGAAACCAAAGUGAAGAGCUCCAAGGAAAGCGGUCCUCAUCUCCCCAGAUUAGUGUGAGAAGAGAUUUCCGUAGAGGCGGUGGGUGGGAAGGAUCCACCAGCUAUGGAGGCAACAGGGGUUGUGGUAGCUACUCGGUGCGUGGUGGGCGUCGCCGCCGCCGCAAGUAUUCUUCUUCCAAGCAUCUGCCGACCAAAGAGCAGCUGGAUAACCAACUAGAUGACUACAUGGCCAAAAGCCGUGAGCAGCUGGAUGCCGAAUUGGAUGCGUACAUGGCCCAUCCACAUCCAUUUUCUCGCCGUUAAGUCUUAACCACCAUAUGGGGUUCCCUUCAUUUGUC
Messenger RNA from Antechinus flavipes (yellow-footed antechinus), 982 nucleotides. RefSeq names its product chromatin target of PRMT1 protein-like. Lineage: Eukaryota; Metazoa; Chordata; Mammalia; Dasyuromorphia; Dasyuridae. The record is from RefSeq and is a predicted model, not a curated record. Bases 135 to 947 code for a protein of 270 amino acids. The transcript is spliced from 2 exons.